Pediculus humanus corporis (human body louse) is the source of this 1242-nucleotide messenger RNA. RefSeq names its product Gustatory receptor PhGr3. Gene Ontology annotation, cellular component: neuronal cell body; membrane; dendrite. Gene Ontology annotation, biological process: sensory perception of taste. The transcript is spliced from 6 exons. Lineage: Eukaryota; Metazoa; Arthropoda; Insecta; Psocodea; Pediculidae. The coding region runs from base 1 to 1242 and encodes 413 amino acids. The record is from RefSeq and is a predicted model, not a curated record.
AUGAUAAAAACCAAAGUAUUCGAUAAUCCGAUAUUGAACGUUGGAAAAAUUUUAUCACCGGUUUUGAUACUCGGUCAAGCACUGGGAAUAGUAUUUUUUUUCUGGAAUGAAAAAAAAAUAUGGAAGGUUUCGUACGUUUUGUUCAUUUUACUCCUGCAAAUCGGUUCUCUCGCACACGAAUUACCGAGCAUAAAAUAUUGGGAACAAAAUGCGAACGGUUUGCACGGUUUGAUAGUCCGCCUGGACACAUUCAGUUGGUGGUUCACGUAUUACUUCAAUUAUUUUCUCACGCUUUGUAGAAAUAAAAAAAUACUUCGCGCCGUGGAAGAAUUGAAAAAUUUCGACGUCACAAUACCGGUAAAACGUCAGGAAAAAUUAUUUAAAAUGAACGUCGCUCACGUUUUCGUCAACGUCGCCUUCAUCGUCACUUACAACGUAUUGGGUCACGAUUGGGUUUGGCCCAACGAUAAUCACACUCCCGUGACGUCAUCCCUUUACAUAUUCGGCGAUUUGACAAUGUUCCUUUCCUCCCUUAUAUUUUUCCAACUCACGAAUUUAAUAUCGGAAACUUUCAAAUACAUUAACGAAAGAUUGAUUAAAAUAAAACCCAAAGACAUGAUCGAAUCCAAAUCAAAUUUUUUCGGGUUUUACACUCGGGAAAUAAUCAAAUUGAGACAAGCUCAUUUGUUUUUGAUCAAUAUAGCCAAAGAUAUAAAUUCACAUUAUUCCGAACAGCUCCUCAUGGUCAUCAUUUAUUCCAUGAUUCAAGCCGUUUAUGCAAUGAGAUCCAUCAUUGGAGAUUUUACAAUAACCGACAUUGUCGAAAGUACUUUGAACGUUCUUUGCGACAGCUUAUGGCUACUACCCUACGUUUUAACCGUCGUACAAAUGAUUGUCAUUUGCGAAAAAGCAAUGUACGAGUCUGGACAAACUCUUACCAUCGUUCAUCACCUGAUGAAUUUAUAUUACUACGAUAGCGACAUAUUGAAGGAGUUGGAAAUAUUUGCCGUUCAAAUAAAACAACAUGCUCUCAUGUUUCACGUACGAUUUUUCAAUCUUCACUAUCCAUUUUUAAAUUCGUUGGUGAGUUCCAUGAUGACGUAUUUUGUCGUAAUAGCAACGUAUCAGGGAGAAUCAGACGAAGGUGUUCUUAUCAAUUGGAAUUUCAAACGUGAACCUACAAGUUCGACAGAACCUGAAGAAUACGAAUACGACGACGAUGAUGAUGAUGAUGAUGAGUGA